Molecule: messenger RNA, 2388 nt
Organism: Topomyia yanbarensis
Lineage: Eukaryota; Metazoa; Arthropoda; Insecta; Diptera; Culicidae
Exons: 1
Coding region: 120-881 (253 amino acids)
Biological process (GO): DNA integration
Molecular function (GO): nucleic acid binding
Source: RefSeq, a predicted model, not a curated record
GUGAGUCACUUACCACGGUACAAGGCUGCAUACUAUUUGGCGAUCAACUUGUUAUUCCUUCGCCCCAUCGCAAGCGCAGUCUUCAGCAGCUUCAUCGUGGCCACCCUGGAAUCCAGCGAAUGAAGGCGAUUGCCAGGUCUUAUGUUUAUUGGCCAACUCUCGAUAACGACAUUGUUGAUUAUGUUAAAUCCUGCCAUCAAUGUGCGAUGGCUGCAAAAACACCACCGAAGUCAGCGCCUUUGUCUUGGCCUAAAUCAACAAAACCGUGGCAGCGUGUACAUCUUGACUAUGCUGGACCGAUCGACGGGGAAUACUACUUGGUCGUCGUGGAUUCUUUUUCGAAGUGGCCUGAGAUUGUGCAGACUCGCAGCAUCACUACAGCCGCUACAAUCAAAAUCAUCAGAGAACUGUUCGCACGCUUGGGAAUGCCAGAGACACUAGUGAGCGACAACGGCUCACAGUUCACCAGUGCAGAAUUUCAAUCCUACUGUACGGAUAACGGUAUCGAGCAUCUCACAACUGCGCCGUUUCACCCACAAUCGAACGGUCAAGCUGAGCGGUUUGUGGAUACAUUCAAACGGUCAAUAAAGAAGAUUAAGGAGGGGAGAGCGACAAUGCGUGAAGCACUCAGUACAUUUUUGCUGACUUACCGGAGCACACAUUGUUUUUCUUCUCCGAAUGGAAAAUCGCCAGCAGAAGUCAUGUUCGGUCGUCCGAUCCGUACCAGUUUGGAUCUACUCCGUCCUCCACCAGAUUCUGUGCAGUUUGAACAGCCUAGCGAGAGCCGACCCUUGAAGCGUGAGUUCAAAGCUAAAGAUCCGGUAUACGCAAAAGUCUUCGUUAAAAAUCAAUGGAACCAGGAACAGUACUGGAACGUAUAGGUCGUGUAAUGUACAACGUUCAGCUCGACAAUAGAAGGCUUGUUCGCUCCCAUGUUAACCAGCUUCGAGAUCGCGCUAUAUCGGAGGAUCUCAACGUAUCGACAUCGACAGAUAGUACGAAACUUCCACUCAACAUUCUACUUGAUGCUUGGAAUCUUCCGGUUCGUCGUACAACGGAUCCAUUAGCACACUCAACACCAGUAGCACCUCUUACAAGCUGCUCUAGUUUGAGACCAUCGUCAACACCAAAUACUCUGGUGAGAAGGCCUACCUUAUCAUCGGAGUUAUCGUCACAGUUAUCAGUAUCGUCUUCUUCAUCUUCAACAUCGCCAAGUUCGACAUCAGAAUUUCAAUCUGCAAAUGAAGCCGAUUCAGCUGUUCAGGUACCUCGCCGCUCUUCGCGUGUCCGAAGAGCUCCGCAAUGGUUCGACCCCUAUCAGCUGUAUUAGGAGGGGAGAUGUUGGAGACGUGGACAUCCCUACAACUCAACAGGAAUUGCUGGGCUCACUGGUGGCAGCCCGCCUGUCACUCAGUUGACGCACCGAACAGCAUCCGGUCAGGAAUCAGAAUGUGAUAUACCAUACUAUAAGUAAUACGCAUAUUUUACCUCUCCGUUUGUUCGCGUCUCUAUUUUAAAUAAAGUAUAUAUAUGUUUUAACGUGUGGGUCGUGUAAUCUUCUCUAUCGGUCACCUCCAAACACGAACCACAACAUUCUUGAUCCUAGAAGCCUAGGUCCAUGCCUUCAGCUGGACCAAUUAAGAAAAUACGCCAAUACCUAUUAGACAACACGUCUUAUGGCGACAUGACCGGGAACCCUAUCGAUAUAAACGAUCCCACUCUCUGCCAGAAUUCUAACCGCGCACCGAAAAUUUAAUAUCAGACUCACGGUUCGCGCGACCAUUCAAGAACACACGUUACAAAAUCACGUCAGCGCACAAACGUUAGAGCCCCUCGCGAUUUUCCAAGCAACCUACGCCCACGAACUCGCAAACAUAAUUACACCCCGGUGAUAAGGUGAAAAUCUCAGCGCUCAUAAACUUAGCAACACGAUCUCAAGCGUCAACCUACAAACUCCCGCGCUCGCGCCAUCAUGAAUCGGGAUCGUCCGGAAGUCUCUAUCCUCGAUACCAACAAUCUAGGUCCUUGUUAAUUAAUAAAAAAAAAUAUUAAAAUUGAAAAAUAACUCCCAUAUCCACUAGACAAAACGUUCCAUGGCGACAUGACCGGAAACUAGUGAUAUGGGGUCACUCUCUCCCUGUCAGAAUGUGAGCCGUACACCGAAAGCUAAAGAUCAGAAUGACGGUCCGCAAAUAUAUGAAUGGCCGCAGGGUUUCAAAAUCGAAUUUAUACACGCGAAGUCACAUACACGCGAGCACACGCGACAAACACGUCAGCAUACGAACGCUUAAGCCCUUCGCGAUCAUCUACGCACACCUAUGCCCGCGAUCACGUAAACUUGAUAACACUCCGGCAAUUGUGUGAACGUUUUAGUACUUACGAAGCUAC